Dimorphilus gyrociliatus is the source of this 686-nucleotide messenger RNA. The record is from the annotation of a GenBank genome assembly. NCBI's taxonomy places the organism in Eukaryota, Metazoa, Annelida, Polychaeta, Dinophilidae.
AUUACUCUAAAGAGUCGAAAGACUACUGUGUAUAACAGUCAUGUGACAAGAUUUCGCUGAGAGAUUUAAGACAAUUGGCUUUGUUGAUUAAUUAAGAUAUUUAUUUUCUCUGGUAUAAUAAUUAUAUUAAAGACAUGUCAACAGAAUAUCUCUGCGAUUCAGUGGACGAUUCUCCUAGUACUGAAUCAGUAACAGUAAAAUGUCCAAGCUGUAGAGGAAGCGGACGUAUUCCAAAAGAAUACGAAUCUCAACUUGUAGCGAUUAUCCCGGUAAGAGACAAACGUCUGAAGCCAAGAAGGACGUGGCUAUGGAUCGUCCUGACUUUGGCCAUUUGUAUUAUACUUGCCAGUUUAUUGGGCUUCUUCUUGGCUCCGAGGAGCGUCAAAUUAAGUUUGAGAAGUAACCAUUUAAAUGGAACAAAAAUAUAUGACAAUAAUGCAUCCGAUUUUACGCAGUCUGAUGUUAAAGUAAUCUCAAUUCUAUCCUAUAAAAUAACGAAUACAAAUUUCUAUCCAAUCUACAUUUCAAAACUUCAAAUGACAAUUUCAACACUUGGAGAUUUCGAUUCACCUGUACAAGCAGGUCGUAUAAUUGAUAAUAGUAAGUUUGAAAUAGCCUUGAAAUCUGAAGCUAAUCAUAAUAUUAACGCAACAAUGGAAUUACGAAGUGUCAUGGGGCAAGUAUAG